AUGGCUGCCAAUACUAGAUAUGAGCCCGCGCCGCAGCGCGACUCUUUUGAAGAGCGUGCUUACACUCAGCCCCCGCCCUCUUAUCAGGCAACGGCCGAUUACACGCAGGCGGCGCCUCGCAGCGAAGACGAUAAUGUUCCCGAUGACUUCAAGUUCGGCGGCACUGUGGCGGAGGGCACCCUGCCCAUUCGUAUGCAGUUCAUCCGCAAGGUCUAUGCGAUUCUGACGGUGCAACUCCUCCUCACGACGGUGAUGAGCUCGAUCUCCUUCUUCAGCCCCAGCUACCGGAACUGGAUCCAGUCCAACUUCUGGGUGAUGAUCCUGUCGGUGUUCGGGGCGCUGGGCUUUAUGCUGGUGACCUACUGGAAGCGCAAGUCGUACCCGGCCAACUUGCUGUUCCUGUCGGGCUUCACGAUCAUGGAGGCCUACUCGAUCAGCGUGGUGACCUCGCUGUACGAGAGCCGGAUCGUGCUGCAGGCGCUGGUGAUCACGCUGGGCCUGUUCGUCGCCCUGACGCUGUUCGCGUGCCAGACCAAGUACGACUUCACGCACUGGAUGCCCUACCUGUUCGGCGCGCUGUGGUUCUUGAUCCUCUUCGGCUUCAUGGCCAUGUUCUUCCCCGGCAACAGCACCGUCGAGCUCGUCUACGGCGGCGUCGCCGCCCUCGUCUUCGCCGGCUACAUCCUCGUCGACACCCAGCUCGUCAUGCGCCACUACCACGUCGAGGAGGAGAUCGCCGCCUCCAUCUCCCUCUACCUCGACAUCUUGAACUUGUUCCUCGCCAUCCUGCGCAUCUUGAACAGCCAGAGCAAUAACUAA
This is a messenger RNA of Aspergillus brunneoviolaceus CBS 621.78, 819 nucleotides long. RefSeq names its product Bax inhibitor-1 family protein. Bases 1 to 819 code for a protein of 272 amino acids. Gene Ontology annotation, cellular component: membrane. Lineage: Eukaryota; Fungi; Ascomycota; Eurotiomycetes; Eurotiales; Aspergillaceae. The record is from RefSeq and is a predicted model, not a curated record. The transcript has 3 exons.